UCCCGUAUGUCCAACAGUCGGUAACGUCUGUGCUCCUCAAUUAUCUCUGGACCCGUCACGGGGAUGAGUCGCGCGGGGAGUCCGCUCGAGACUCUCGAGAGUCACGAAAAUUUCCUCUGGACUGACUGGAUUUGGAUAAAAUAUCACGGGCAUGGAGUCCGGAAAAUCUAACCGGCCGCAUUCUCUCCGCGCCGGACGAGGAACUGGUCGGACCAGUGCUCUAAUCGCCUGGCCUUUCACUCGCGGUCUCGCCGCGGCAGCCGAUCGAUUUCGCAAGCCCCCCCGCGUUAUCGACCCCCUGCGAACUUAUCGCGAGCGACGACGGCUGUUUGUCCGGGUCCGUCGCUAUCGCGGACGCACGAGCCCCCGCGCGCUAUCGGGGAUUGCACAAGCCCCCUGCAGCGAGGAUCCCCCGUCGUGUCUCGCCGGGACCCGAAAUCCCGCGGUGACAUGCGGUAGCGCAGCAACCUCGGGCCCUCAGAUCAGCGCGCGAGCUCCAGGAAGCAACAACGACCGACAAUGUUCUCGUGGAGGAACGUCCUCUCUGCCGUCACGCAGAAGUGCGCGAGGAAGCUGCACGUGUCGAGAGUCCGGCAAGAAGCUGUGAUCAUAGACGGGACGAAAAUAGCAGAAGAGAUUCAACAGGAGUUAAAGGUGGUUGUAGACACUUGUACGAGUGCAGGGAAGAAGAGGCCGAAGCUGGUGGCGAUAUUAGUGGGGAACCAUCCGCCCAGCAAGGCAUAUAUCGGCAGGAAGAUGAAAGCUGCAAAGUCGAUAGGAAUCGAGAGUUAUACCAUUCAUCUGGGGGAGAACAUAACGCAAGCGGAGCUGCUCAAGGAAAUCGACAGCCUCAACAGAGACCCGUCCAUCGAUGGUGUUCUGGUGCAGUUGCCGCUGCCGAAGGGCAUGAACGAGAAGGAGGUGUGUCAGGCGAUAAUUCCUAAGAAGGACGUGGACGGCUUUCACUUGGAGAACCUCGGUAAUUUGGCGUUGGACAACGGCAGUAUCGCGCCAGCCACCGCGCUGGCUGUCAAGGAGCUGGUGCUCAGAAGCAAAAUCGAGACGUUCGGGAAGAACGCCGUGGUUGUAGGGAGGUCAAAACACGUCGGGCUGCCUAUCGCGCUGUUACUUCACGCCGAUGGCAAAGGCGAAACGGGCGCGAUGGACAUGACGACGACAAUCUGCCACCGUCACACGCCUCACACGGAGCUGGAAAAGUACACGAAGCUGGCGGAUCUGGUCGUAGCGGCGGCCGGGGUCCCCGGCUUGAUUACCAAGGAAAUGAUAAAGCCGGGCGCUUGCGUGAUCGACGUGGGCAUCACCAGGGUGAAAACGGCAGACGGCAAGUAUCGUUUGGUGGGAGACGUGGAUUACGACGGCGUGAAGGAGGUCGCCGGGCAUAUCACACCGGUCCCUGGCGGCGUCGGCCCCAUGACGGUGGCGAUGCUGAUGAAGAACACGGUCACGGCUGCUGUGAGGAACCAGGAGGACGCGAAGCAAUCCGACCGUUUAGAAGACAAGGCAUUUGUAUAUUGACACGCGGCAACAGCUUGCUACGGAAUUUAAUGAUCGACAGAUGUAUUAUAUUUUUUGUAACAUAGAAACCAAGUAUUAUUCUUGCGAAAAUAAUUAUAAAUAAAACCGAGCGUUUGUUCAUUAACUUAAGAAAUGUUACCCGGCCGUAGCAUAAUUGUUAGAUAAUUGUACAAAUAAAAUGUGCUACUUUUUCACGCA
Molecule: messenger RNA, 1734 nt
Organism: Vollenhovia emeryi
Lineage: Eukaryota; Metazoa; Arthropoda; Insecta; Hymenoptera; Formicidae
Gene: Nmdmc
Product: bifunctional methylenetetrahydrofolate dehydrogenase/cyclohydrolase, mitochondrial
Exons: 4
Coding region: 520-1536 (338 amino acids)
Biological process (GO): tetrahydrofolate interconversion
Cellular component (GO): mitochondrion
Molecular function (GO): methylenetetrahydrofolate dehydrogenase (NAD+) activity; methylenetetrahydrofolate dehydrogenase (NADP+) activity; methenyltetrahydrofolate cyclohydrolase activity
Source: RefSeq, a predicted model, not a curated record